Molecule: messenger RNA, 2141 nt
Organism: Manacus vitellinus (golden-collared manakin)
Lineage: Eukaryota; Metazoa; Chordata; Aves; Passeriformes; Pipridae
Product: thiamine transporter 2
Exons: 6
Coding region: 368-1792 (474 amino acids)
Biological process (GO): vitamin transport; transmembrane transport
Cellular component (GO): plasma membrane
Molecular function (GO): thiamine transmembrane transporter activity
Source: RefSeq, a predicted model, not a curated record
CCUGAGAAUGAGCUUUAAUCUCACAGUCUGCCCACUCAUUUAUUUGGAAAUGAGACUGUAAUGGAACUUCAUUCUUCCCCUGCAGCACGUGCACCCAGCCCUAAGUACCUCACCGAGAACAACCUUUGACAGACAAUAACAGAGACCGGAGUUUACCAUGGGCCAACGCACCUUGAUCUGAGUUAUUCAUUUACAAGCUGCAUCUGUGAUCACAGGCAGGGGCAGUGACAGAAACAUUGGCUCAGGCUGUGUCACAGCUGGAGUCACUCCACUCCUGAGACAGACACAACAAUAUCCUCUACUGAUCUAUCAAAGUUCAACGGUAAAUGCGACAGUGGUUUAACAAGACUCGACAGCAAGGUAGGCUAUGGAUUCCUGGAAGGAAGCCAUAAGCCGCAGCUGGAUUUAUCCCACGGUGAUCAUCUGUGCAAAUGGAUUUUUUGCCACAAUGAGGCCAUCAGAGUCUUUUCUCACCCCUUAUCUAACGGGGCCAGACAAAAACCUAACGAUUGAAGAGGUUACCAACCAGAUUUUGCCUGUUUGGACAUACUCCUACCUUGCCCUCCUGUUCCCAGUCUUCCUGCUCACAGACUACCUGCGCUACAAGCCCGUCCUCCUCCUCCAGGGCAUCAGCCUCAUCGUCACCUGGCUCCUGCUCCUCUUUGCACACGGAGUGCUGGCCAUGCAGGUGGUGGAAUUCUUCUACGGGAUGGUGACGGCCACUGAGGUGGCCUAUUACGCCUACAUCUACAGCGUGGUCAGCACCGACCGCUACCAGAGGGUGACCAGCUACUGCAGGAGCAGCACUCUGGUGGCAGCCACUGUUGCCGCCGUGCUGGGACAGCUGCUGGUGUCCUUGGCAGACGUGUCCUACUUCUACCUCAACGCCAUUUCUUUGGCUUCCGUGGCCCUGGCCUUCCUGUGUGCGUUUUUCCUCCCCAUGCCCCAGAAGAGCAUGUUCUUCCACAGGAAAGAUGCCUCCCAGUCUCUCCCGGGGCCUGACAAAGUUGCGGCUCCGGCCGGUUCUGACCGUCCCUCGAGCUGCCAAGAGGACACGAGCUCCGACUCCGCUGGCAGGAGCCCAACACCCCAACAGCAGGCUGGGAAUGCCAAGCCCCGGAAUCACAUGCUCAGAGUGCUGGUGCAGCUGAGCAAGGACCUGAGGGAUUGCUACGGCUCCAGGAAACUUCUCUACUGGUCCCUGUGGUGGGCUCUGGCUACGGCCGGCUUUUAUCAGGUCCUGAAUUAUAUCCAAGUGCUGUGGGACUUCCAAGCCCCCUCUCACAGCUCUGCAGUGUACAAUGGAGCUGUCGAAGCACUAGCAACUUUUUUAGGUUCAGUAACAUCCAUGGUAGUUGGAUACGUCAAAGUGAACUGGGAUCUCUCUGGAGAAUUGGCCUUGGGAAUUUUCUCUGCAAUGGAUGCUGGUUCUCUGUUUCUCAUGUACUUCACUGGGAACAUCUGGGCAUGUUAUGCUGGUUACCUUGCAUUUAAGGCUUGCUAUAUGCUCCUUAUAACAAUAGCAACGUUUCAGAUUGCUGUCAACCUGAGCAUGGAGCGUUAUGCUUUGAUGUUUGGCUUCAACAACUUUGUUGCACUGGUGAUUCAAACAAUUUUAACUGUUAUUGUAGUAGAUUCAAGAGGUCUGGGACUGGAUAUCAGCACUCAGUUUCUCAUUUAUGGCAGCUACUUUGCAGUCAUAGCUGGAAUUUUCCUCAUCAGAAGCACAUACACCAUUAUCUCCAUCAAACGCAGCAAUACCAGCACGGCUGGGGAGAGCACUGGUCAUUAACAACAGAGACAAGAAUGGUUACAAGCAACAGUGCAGAAGGCUCCAUCACCUGAACAAUAUAUAAUGUCCCAUCAAGCAAAACUGGUGCAGGCUGAAGCAGGCUGUUAACGAGCCUACAGCACAGACAGCUUUGUCAGCAGCAAUGCAUUUUGCCUGUUUUCUUCAUCAGUAGUUUAACUCAAAGCUAGUGAUCGACACCCAAACUUUGAUUAAUGCUCCGCAAGAACAAGUACAGGCAGGUGCCUGAACUUCACACCAGAAGAACUUACAGAACCUCUGAAAUUUCACUUCUACUGAGAAUUUCAAUUAAAGGCAAUUUAGACCUUUGAACAUUCCUAGGGAAUAUAAA